CAUUCGUACGGUUCGGUUGGGAGCUGGAAUUUUGUAUUUCUUAUUUGAUGUCAUUGUUAUUGCUGAGAGAUUUCUUUUUUUCCCGUGGAUCUUCGUAGUUAACAGUUCACGUUAAUCAAUGUUAAUUUAUACAUUUCGUAAGAAUCGAAAAUCUGAUUUUUGAAACGAGAUUCGAACAACGAAGCUACACACAAAUCUGCAGUCGUGCAUGGAUUGUCGCGUCCGAGUGCUAUGGAUCCCGAUUUUGUGAAUAAAUAUAAUCAAGUGCUCAAUCGCCUCAAGCUCGUCGAGAACUUCGAUGGCAGCGAUGCGGGCAAAUUGCCGCAAUUCCUGCAAAAGGUCGAGGCGCUGAUGCCGGCGAUCAAUGCCUUCGAUGAGUACUACAAGGCGCAGCUGCUAGGACACAUUAAGAACAAGUGCACGGACCGGGCGAGGGACGCGGUCUUCAGUCGUCAACUGAGUGCGCCGGCGGGCACCGGGAAUGGCCAUGCCAAUGGCGCGGUCAAGGCGGAGUCCUGGCACAAGCUGAAGGAGCAGCUGUUGCACAGCUUCGCCGAGCGUGAGUCGAGCUACGCGCUGAUACACAAGAUACGCAGCGCCGUCCUGGACUCGAACAUUGAGCUGUACUAUCAGAAGAUGGCGAAGCUGAAGCAACGCUUGCUCAAUCGCAAACUCACACACAACGAUACCCUGUACUCGCUGGAGGAUAUCGAGCGCAUCACGCUGCAAGUGUUUCGCGAUCAUUUGCCAGAGCCAACGCAUUCGAUGAUCUUGCGCCGCAAUCCGAAGAGCAUGGAGGAGGCCUAUCGCUAUAUUGUCGAGGUGCAGCAACAGUUCUAUACACAGAGUGGACCCUUGGGUGGGGAGCUGGGCGCCACCUUUAGCACCAGCCAUAAGCAAACAUUUGGCGGAGGCGGCGUGGGCAUCGGUGCGAGCACCGUGGGCUCCGGCGUCGGCAUGGGCCUGGGCAUCGCCUCAGUUGGACUGGCCAGCACCGGAUUCGCCUACAAUCGACAGUUGUCGGAGAAGAGCGUCGCUGGCUCCGGCCAGGGCUACAAUCAACAGAGCAGCAACAAGAGCUACUACAAUCAGUCGGCGCCUUUGGUCGGCGCCGGCAAGACGAGUCCCAUGUUCAAGAGCCUUGGCAAUCCCUCCUUCAAGUCCAGCUUCAGCUACAAUGGCAGCAGCAGCAGCAGUAUGGGUGGCAGCGGCUCCUGGUCCAGCGGCAAAUCGAAGGAUGUCAAGGGCUAUCAGCAGGGCAAGAAUGUGAACGUGAAGGCCAACAGCGGCAGCAGCUGGCGCAAAUAGUUGCAAUUCAAAGAUUGGAUUUAGUCAUGGGCCAAUGAGCUAAGCCAAUGGCAUGACCUAAUCUCUUAACCCCCUCUCUCUCAUUGUUGUUGUUGAUGUUGUAUAGUUGCUGUGACUAAGCCCUGGGAGCAAUUGCAAUUGCAUGCCUCAUGCUAAUUACGAACCCCCGCCCUCCCCCUCACAACAGCCCAGGUGGAUGCUGCGAUGUCGCUGAUGAUUCUGUUGAUGGCGCACGUUAAUUAUUAGAUCAUAAGUCUCAAAUGUGUAUAUACAAAGACCCAUAUCCCCGCCUCCCCCUCCCCCAUCUCAAGCCCCCCUCUCAAAUGUUGUAGUUUACAAUAAAGUGUAAAGUCUAAC
Messenger RNA from Drosophila hydei, 1665 nucleotides. RefSeq names its product keratin, type II cytoskeletal 1. The transcript has a single exon. NCBI's taxonomy places the organism in Eukaryota, Metazoa, Arthropoda, Insecta, Diptera, Drosophilidae. Bases 232 to 1308 code for a protein of 358 amino acids. The record is from RefSeq and is a predicted model, not a curated record.